UUCCAACAUCCUUGGUAUAGCCCCACAGCUAAACAGCCAUGGUGAUCACGAGUAAGUCCAGACAUUGUAUCCAACCGAAGCAUCCAAGAACUUGCUUUGUUGUAUGUAGAAUAUUCUAUUGCCUAAAAUUAGGUAUUGGUUUUUCUAGUAAAGAACUUGCAUUGGUUUUUGACGUUAAGAAAACUAUUGGAUUCGUAACAAUAGUUAUUUUUAGAAAGAGGUUAGAGCAAGAAAAUGGCAAAAAAUAUAUAUUGGAAAUUUUUGUAUUGAAUCGAGGCAACCGCCGCGGUCAUACUUUUCAUCUCACCAUGUCGUCUGGCGGCAAAAAUGGAAUUGUUUCCUUUCUUUUUUUCCUUCUUUUCUUCUCUCCGCCGCCCUCCGCUGCUCAACUCACUGACUCGAACAUAGGGCAUGAGUCUUAUGCCCGUUUUACCCCUACCAUGGCUAUGAUCAUCGCCGGUUUGGUUGUUGCUUUGUUUUUUAUGGGUUUUUUCUCGAUUUAUUUACGGAACUGCUCUAGAUCUGGCGGGAAUGGAAGCAGCGUCCGCCCUGUCAACGUCGGAGCCUGGCGUGGCCGUCGCGAUGAGAUGCGUGGGCUUGAAGCAUCUGUGAUCGAGACUUUCCCCACCAUGGUUUACUCCGAAGUGAAAGUUCAUAACAUCGGGAAAGGAGCUUUGGAGUGCGCGGUUUGUUUGAACGAGUUCGAAGAUGACGAAACGCUGCGUUUAAUUCCCAAAUGCGACCACGUUUUCCACGCUGAAUGUAUCGAUCCUUGGUUGGCUUCUCAUGUUACAUGCCCCGUUUGUAGAGCUAAUCUCGCUACUCAACUUGGUGAUCCUGUGAGUCAACUCAUUGAGUUAGAUAAUACAGUUAUUGAGUUAAACUUUGAGGCUCAAAAUAACGAUAAUAAUUUAGAAAUAAGAGAAUCUGGUGAUCCUGUGAGCCAACCCAUUGAGUUAGAUAAUACAGUCAUCGAGUUAGACCUCGAGGCUCAAAAUAACGACAAUAAUUUAGAAAUAAGAGAAGAAAGAGGGGAAAAUCAAAAUAUCAAUACUAUUACUUCUGACGUGGAGGCUCAAGUCUCCUUAGAGGUUGAAAUAAUUAACAUGAACCAAAUUUUAAAUAUGAAUUACACACGUAAACCCUUUUUUUCACGAUCGUACUCGACCGGACACUCUUUAAUCCAACCAGGUGAAAACAUAGAUCGAUUUACAUUGCAAUUACCGAUUGAUGUUCGAAAACAAUUAUUAAAUCGAGGAAAGAGUUUAGUGUUGCCUAAAGAAAGAAGUUCACUUACUAGAGAAAACAAUGAUGGAAGUAGUAGAUGA
Messenger RNA from Gossypium arboreum, 1328 nucleotides. Its product is annotated as E3 ubiquitin-protein ligase ATL31-like. The record is from RefSeq and is a predicted model, not a curated record. The coding region runs from base 39 to 1328 and encodes 429 amino acids. NCBI's taxonomy places the organism in Eukaryota, Viridiplantae, Streptophyta, Magnoliopsida, Malvales, Malvaceae. The transcript has a single exon.